AGAAUUUUCAGACUGGUAUCAGACCUGACAGUGAACUGCUUACUGCUUACAGCUUACCUUUUACCAAAUUGCCUGACAGCUCAUUUGAAAUAUUAGAAAAGGUGGCAUGAGCUGAUGAGCAGUGUCUUAUCAGUCUCGGAAAUUUUGUCAUUGUAUGGGACUUCCGAUUACUGACAAAUCCAGAUGAAUUACUAAUGUAAUUCGUGUUCCUCGAGCUGAAGCUGCAUAUUUUUAUAACGCGGUGGCCGAGCUUCUUCAAGUCGUCUGUUUCUGGAAGUUUGUGCUGUGAACGAAAGCGAAAUGGCCAGCAGUCAGAAUCCGUUCGGGGAUCCGGAGUCUGUGAAUCCUUUCGGGGAAGUUCUCCCUCGUUCUCCCAUGCCAGCAGACAGUUUUACUCCUACGUUUCUGCCACCUCCGACUGUAAAUGCACCUGCCAGAUCACCGCAGCCACCGAACCAGCCAUCCAGUCGUCUGGCUUUUUACGAAGACAGUUCAGUCAGCAAGCAGCCAGCUUAUGGGACAAUGACGUCCCAGCCGGGCGGAUCGCCGCCUGCCUACAUGGACACUGCUCGCGCAUCGACAGAUGAACUCCGACGAAGGCAGGAGGAGUUGGAGAGAAGGGCUGCUGAACUCGAUCGCCGAGAAGCUGAACUGAGAAAUUCUCCCCAGGAUGGUGUGAAAAGAAAUAAUUUCCCUCCUCUUCCCAAAUUUUGCUGCUUCCGUCCCUGCUUUUAUCAGGAUUUUGAACUGGACAUACCGAUGGGAUAUCGCACAAUUGUCAGACUCGUAUUUUACUGUUGGAUGGUUUACUCCCUCAUGAUUUUGAUAAAUCUGGUUGCCAGCAUUGCGUAUCUCUGUCUGGAAGGCAAUACAGCUGCAACGACAUUUGGAUUAUCCAUCCUUUGGGUUGUGCUGUUUCCCGUCAUUUCUUUUCUGUUUUGGUACAGACCCGCAUACAAAGCCUUCAGAAGCGACAGCUCUUUGAACUUUUUUGUAUUCUUCUGCGUAUUCGCCACUCAGAUCUGCGUGAACAUUGUUCAGGCCUUGGGGAUUAAUCCAUGUGGAACUUGUGGUAUUAUCAAUGGUUUGAGUAUGAUCACUAAGGGAGGAGCUUCCAACGUCGGAGUAGGAGCGUUCAUGCUUUGUGUUGGUAUCGUCUUCGGUAUAUUAGCUGGCUGCUCGUUUUUGCUUUUUGUGCGGAUUCACCGUAUCUACCGCACAACUGGAGCGAGUUUCAGCAAGGCCCAGCAAGAAUUUGCAUCUAGAGCCGUCCAAAAUGAGCAUGUUCAAAAUGCUGCCAUCGGUGUGGCUCGUGCUUCCGUCGAGGAAGCUGCUCGCUCUGGACGGUUUUGAUAACGUAGCAUCGCUCCCGCGACCCACAAUCUGAAAAAGUUCUGAAAGUUUUCGCUUUUUUAUGACGGUGAUUUUAAUGAGCUGGCUUUUUAAUAUACGAGUAUUGCAAAUGUCGAUCUAAGGCAGAUUGUCGGUUUUCCAUGUCCUCGUAAUCAUGAUAUUAAUGACCGUUUUAUUUUUUUAUAGAUGCUUCAGCAGGUUCCGCAACAGUUGUUUCGUUUUUUACUUUCUUUUCUAAUUUAGUGUGACACUUAUAAUGCGUGUAAGUGACUUUUGUCCCUUUGUUUACGUGCUGUUUGGAGACGUGGCAGCUUUCUCUUGCAAAAUUAAGAAUUCGCACGGAGCUG
This is a messenger RNA of Paramacrobiotus metropolitanus, 1700 nucleotides long. Its product is annotated as secretory carrier-associated membrane protein 5-like. Gene Ontology annotation, cellular component: recycling endosome membrane; trans-Golgi network membrane. The record is from RefSeq and is a predicted model, not a curated record. Bases 301 to 1353 code for a protein of 350 amino acids. NCBI's taxonomy places the organism in Eukaryota, Metazoa, Tardigrada, Eutardigrada, Parachela, Macrobiotidae. Gene Ontology annotation, biological process: protein transport. The transcript is spliced from 9 exons.